This is a messenger RNA of Sycon ciliatum, 6354 nucleotides long. Its product is annotated as mitogen-activated protein kinase kinase kinase 15-like. Gene Ontology annotation, biological process: protein phosphorylation; MAPK cascade. Gene Ontology annotation, molecular function: protein binding; ATP binding; protein kinase activity. The transcript is spliced from 39 exons. The record is from RefSeq and is a predicted model, not a curated record. Bases 216 to 4823 code for a protein of 1535 amino acids. Lineage: Eukaryota; Metazoa; Porifera; Calcarea; Leucosolenida; Sycettidae.
CAAACAAUCUUGUUUGAAAUGAAGAACAUCCCGGGGAUAUCCCAUGCCGUGCACAGUCAGUGCAAUAUCAGUGCGAGGAGUAGGAAAGGAACAAUUCCCAUUUUGACAUGUUUUCUGGUUAUUCGACGGUGUAAGGUCGUCCGCGGUAUCGUUCUGGUUGUCCUCCACAGCGCCAGGAAUGUUUGCUUCCAGUCUUGAAUCGGACUUCAGGUAAAAUGGUGAACGGUAACGACGACCCUCCCCGGGACCGCUCCAGACUCCACAUAGCUGCUGUGCUUCCACAAUGUGCUAAUGCCGCGAAGGAGCCCAACCUGUUGGACGUGCUGAAAGGGGCCGCCAAGCGACUCAAUGCCACAGUCACUCACAUUCCCUUCGAGGCGCUGGACGUGUCCAAGCGCCAGGAAACCUUCCACGGUGCUGGUGUGGCGGUUGUGGACAUCUCCGAAGCCCAGCAGCGCGCCGACUUGUCGUACCACCUGGGAGUUCGAGAAUCUGAAUUGAACCACCAUGCCGUGGUCCUCAUCCACAACACCGACCCGGACACCACGGAAGCAUUGAAGAGUCUGUACUCCAGCCACAUAUUCAUACCGUAUGUGACCGAGCGCGGUGAGAUCUGUUUCAGCAAGCUAGGCAAUGGAGAUGCCACGUUGGAUGAGGAUUUCGCUGCUGCCACCGAGGAGUUCGCUGCAGCCAGCGAUGAUGUCACUGCUAUGGCAGAGACCUCAGUCCCAGCAGAGAGCUCAAUCCUAGCAGAGAGCUCAGUCCCAGUGGAGAGCUCAGUCCCAGCAGAGAGCUCAGUCCCAGCAGAGAGCUCAGUCCCAGCAGAGAGCUCAGUCCCAGCAGAGAGCUCAGUCCCAGCAGAGAGCUCAAUCCCAGCAGAGAGCUCAGUCCAAGCAGAGAGCUCAGCAGAAGUGAAAGAUGCAGCCGAGGUUGAUGUGGAUACAGUGUUCCAGCGGCUGCUUAGCCGUAUCUUGGUGCGACUCCAUGGGGAGUGCAGGAAACAGUACAAAGAGCUAUUCCUCCGGGAUCUUCAAUUGGCAAUGGCAAAGGAGUCGCCCAAAGCUAAACGCAAGCUACUUGACAAGUUGAGAGAUAGUAUGAGGAAAGAUGAACGCUUGGCCGAGGAUCUCAAUGUCCUUCUCCCCGUGAUGCUUGCUUACCGCGAUUUGAAGCUUCAUGAGCCAAUGAUUGAGAUCUACGAAGGUCUGCACCCAGACUCUGCAUUGCGCUCUGGUGUGCUCUUGCAGCAUUACGGAUUUGCCUUGAAUCGAAGGGAUACGGACGAAGACCAAGCCUUGGCAAUACAAGUGAUUAACACGGCGCUGGAGAAUCCGGGGAACCGCAAUCCCGAACUGUUCUGCCUCUUGGGGCGAAUCUUCAAGGACAAAUGGACGAAGGCGAAGAACGGCGGCGAACCGGAGCUCCUUGAAAAGUCGAUCAGCUGGUACAGCCAGGGCUUUGACAUAGAGCCCAAUAUCUAUGCUGGGGUUAAUCUGGCAACCCUUCUUGUCGCCUCCGGGAAGAAAGUUGCGAAUUCGCCCAGGCUUCAGCAGAUCUUUAUCAAGUUGAACAAUCUUCUGGGCAAGAAAGGUCCUCUUGACACGCUGAAGGACUAUUGGGACUUUGCUACCAUAUUUGAGGUCAACAUUCUGGAAGAGAAUGUUCCGAUGGCGUGUUAUAUUGCGGAGAAGAUCUUCCUGCUCUAUCCUCCUGAUUGGAUGAUCAAGACGACCAUGAACAAUGUCACCAUCAUCAUGGCAAAGAGGCCACUUGAUCAUCGAAUAUCCAUGCUCUCCAAACUGGAGUUCUGGCUAGAGUUCUUUACAGCGGUGUACAAGCCGUACUGCAACAAGUCCAACCCACCGUCGGUGGCGGCCAGUGCAGCAUCUUCUCCUGCUGCUUCCAGCCGCAGCGCCACCGAAGCUUCUGCACCUGGGGACAGUGCCGAGUCUGCCGAGUCCAGUACUAAAGAAGCGGUUCCUUCGAUAGAUAUCAGUGAUAUAAGUCGCUUCCAACGCAUUCCUGUCCUGUCCUUGGAGGAUAUGCGUGUGGACCUGAAAGACCCCAACAAGACGAACAACUACGUGCCCAUGUACCUGAGCCUGUCCUAUAAAGACCUAACAGAUGAGAGUGAAGAAGGAGGCAUUCAUCUGUUCUAUGCAAACGGCCAUGAAGGCCAGCAGACUGGGAGCUAUAUGUUAAGAGAUUUCGAUUUGAAGUGGUCGGACAUCCGCAAGAUGAAUCUUUACAAGCGAGACAACCGAUGUAUUCUCCUGGUGAUGAAGGACGAGGGCCGCGAGUUUCAACUCUACUUCCCCAGGAAUGACACCAGAAACGCGCUAAAAGAGGCUAUCUAUGAGUACGGUGGCAGUGCUCUAGCUAAAAACAUUGAGAAAGACGAUCCGCUCCUUGAUAUUAAGUUUGAGUACGAUCGAGACCCGAGGACUGGGCAGAGGAUGCCGCUGGGCAGUGGUACAUAUGGGACUGUGUACAAGGGCAAAUACACGGAGAAGGGCGUGACCAGACCACUCGCCAUCAAGGUCGUACCCCAGGCAGUAGACGACGAGCAAGUGGAGCCGCUGCAUGAUGAAAUUCGUUUGCACUCUCAUUUCCGGCAUAAGCACAUCGUGCGCUACAUUGGCUCUAAGAGUGAUGCACGAAACAACCUGCUCAUCUUGAUGGAACUGGUUGUAGGCGGGAGCUUAGGUUCACUGGUGCGGACGCAUGGUAAAAUUGAAGACAUGACUCUAGCUGCCGACUACAUAUAUCAAAUUCUUGACGGACUGCAAUACCUGCAUAGCCACAAGGUUGUUCACAGAGACAUCAAAGGUGACAAUGUCCUGGUCAAUGGCUUAACAGGUGUAUUGAAGAUAUCUGAUUUUGGUACUACUAAGCGCCUGUCGCAGGUCAACCCCAUGAUGUCAUCCUUCAAGGGGACUAUGCAAUUUAUGGCCCCAGAGGUGAUCGACAGUGGCCAGCGUGGGUAUGGACCCAAGGCCGAUGUCUGGUCUUUUGGAUGUACGAUUGUGGAGAUUCUCAGUGGUCAGCCGCCGUUCAUAGAUUUGGGCUCAGCACAGGCAGCAAUGUUCAAGGUUGGCUGUUACAAGGUGGCCCCGACGCUGCCGCCUGAUACCGAGAUUCCGUCCGAGCUCAAGGAUUUUCUUGAGAAGUGUUUUAUCCCUGAUGCUGCCGAGCGAUACUCUAGUGCAAAACUGCUGGCGCAUGCUUUCUUGGAAGGCCAAGACAGGCGAGAUGUGCUAAAGCGAAGUUGUUCCACUCCAGCUCGGAUGGAAGUAGGGACGGCAGCUGGGAGUGCAACACCUGCUGAUCAGGACAUUGACCCGUUCAACGCUAAAGUUACACCUGUUUCUUCUCCUGACAAGUCUGCUGCUAAGGUCGCCAAAGAACAGGGCACACCCAGGAAAAAGGACAUGGCAAAAGCAACAUCCUCGCUGCCAGCCAAUGUGGGCUAUUAUCGACAAGAAUCCGCACGCCAGGGUGCAAAUGACGAUCCCAGCGUCAAGUUUGUCCAGCAGCAGUCCUACGAGGACGAACUGAUCGAACGUGUUCGGGUUGUCCACGACGCCUUGGCUGAGGAUGCAGACAGGAUCUGUGACCGCUGGGACCGGCAGAGUUAUCUGGAGGACAAUGAGAUCGAACCGGCACCCAGCAAGGAGCAGAUCCGUGCCCUGUUUGACUUGGUGCUUGGGUUCAUUGAGCACUCCGACUACAACACCCUCUACGCUAAACUGAAGGAAAUGCGGGAUGAUAUCAAUGGCGGCCAUUUUUUUCUUUGUGCGUUGGAGACGUCGUUGGGCCGCUUUACCGAUGCUAUCCAAGAGACGGUGAGGGCUCAGCCACAUCCUCUUCACUGGAGGUUCAGCUUCGACGCGUUUGCAAAGGAGGCGUGCAGUGCAGUGUGCUGCUGCUUGAAGGGCCUUGACCCGCAACUUGUUGAAGCGCGAGGCGGCUUUACUCGUUCUCUCCCGCCACCUCGGAAAGCGGAUGAAGAACCAGCGGCAGCAGCAGAAACGGAGGCAGAGAAAAAGGAGAGGAGAGAGAGGGAGAAGAAGGAGAGGAAAAAGAGGGAGAAGAAGGAGAGGAAAGAGAGGAAGAAGAAGAGAAAGGAGAAGAAGGAGAAGGAAGACAAAGAGCAAAAGACGGAAGGCCUGGAGGGUCAUGUAGCCACCCUGGUGGCCAUGCAGUCGGUGUUGGCAUCUCAGGUGGAGAUAGUACGCUCCCUCAGUGAAGGAGCUGCUGCUGCUUUUGCUUCUGCUGCUGCUCCUUCUGCUGAUGUUGCUGCUUCCGGUGAUGUUGCUGAUGAUAGCUCAAUUUCUUCUGCUGCCUCUGCCAGUGCAUCGGCUGAUGUCUCUUCCGUCUCCUCAGCUGACACCUCUCUUAGUGCCUCAGAAAAUGUCUCCCUCAGUUCCUCAGCUGGUGCAUCUCCCAUUGCCUCGGCUGGUGCCUUUCCCAGUGCCUCGGCUGGCUGUGUGCGACAACCCGGUACGCCAACGCAAGACAAGCAUGUUCUAUUCGCAGAUGAGCAGCUGGAGAGAAGAGUAGUGCCGAGCUCCGGUCUGGACUCGGACCUGCAGCAGUGGUUGGUGCAACACGACGUGGGACAAGAAGUAUUCAAUGCAUUUUCCUUUCAUGAGCUGACCCUGAGAGACGUUCUGUCCUGUAUGAAGCGAUCUGAUCUCGACGCCAUGGAUCUGCGCGUUGGUCCUAGGUGCAGGCUCUGGCACGCAAUUAGCACACACCGAACAGAGGUCAAGGAAGAGCAGGCCAAGAGGAGUGCUUUGCCACGCCAAGAAGCAGCCUAAUCAUUCGCGCCGCAGGACCCUGCUGCCUCUUCGUCCGCACCGCAAGACGUCGCUGCCUCUUCGCCCGGGUCACGAGAUCCCGCUGCCUCUGCGUCCGCCGAGCAAGGGCCCCGCCAUCUCUUCCGCUACGUCUCAACCCGCGCGCAAAGUGUUUUGUUGAUCGAGCUAGCUGUGUAAUGGCGUGUACCUCUCUCUCUCUCUUACUCUAGCAGCAAUGUCAGGUUGUCAUCAUCAUCAUCGUCAUAGUGAUGUGACUGGGUAACUAUCAUACAGCACACUAAGGUGAUGUCGAUGCUGUUACACCGGUACCUGGUCACCAGCGUCAAUGUCAACUCAGUUCCGACUGCCCUCCACCCCUCUACAUACAUGCUGGAUGCGGCUGACACCAUUACACUGGGACUAACCUAAGAAGUACGCUCUGCCCGACAUGCUCUUGUCUGUUUGCGCGCAACAUGCAUAUGUCCGUGAGAGAACGCAGCCAGAGCCUCCCGGAAACGUCAGUGCCGGGGACUUCAUUCGGUUGCGCGCUCCACUUGCCCGCGGCAAUCGGGGCUAAAAGCAAAUACUGUGUGUGUUAUGUUUGCCUUGUAGAGCUACAAAAACUAUUGUUAACGCGUGAUUCAUGACGCUUGAGAACCAACGUUCGUCGUGAUGAUCGCUUGCCUCGUUUUGUUCCACCCGAGCCAGUGACGUGUGACCAGUGUGCUUGUCCUGGACGGUGGCCGCUAUGCUUCUUAUGCGAGCACGGUGCUUACAAUCAUCGUCUAUUCCUUUUAUGCGUGCAAGUCAUGCAACAAUUUGAGCUCCAUCUUGUAAAAAAAAAAGAAGAACCAGUUGUUGGCAUAUGACUCCUGUAAAUAUACUAUUGUUCUCAUUCUACAAGUAAAUGUAGCCAUGCGUAUUACGGUAUGGCACUGCUUUCUGUUGAAGUGUUUCUGCACGCGGUUAUGACCUUCGUCAUCAUCAGCAGCAGUAGUAGUGACCUGCCUGCUGUUCUAUCAUCAGCAGCUCUGGCAUGCCUGCUGUUCUAUCAUCAGCAGCUCUGGCAUGCCUGCUGUUCUAUCAUCAGCAGCUCUGGCAUGCCUGCUGUUCUAUCAUCAGCAGCUCUGGCAUGCCUGCUGUUCUAUCAUCAGCAGCUCUGGCAUGCCUGCUGUGGUAUCAGCCCCUGUACAUUUGUAUCCCACGUUCUCCGCUUUUAUAUAUCCGCCUGUUGCUACAGGCGUGCGUACCCUGGUGCGUUGUUAAUGUAUACAUAACGUUAAGGCUCGUUGUCUCUGCAUGCAGUUACGACUGGUGUGUGGCACCUUUAUUACUGUUUUCGUUGUCCGACAUAUACCAACCCUAUCAACCCUAGUUAUUUUACAAUUCCUCCAACCAGUCUCUUUGGUAUUCUGCUGGUAUUUUUUAUUCAGUGAUCCUGCCAGUCUCUUGGUAUUCUUUAUCUUUAUUCGGUGAUCCGGAAAGGUCGUGGUUUUCUUUAUUCAGCGAUCUGAAAGGUUUUUUGUCACCAUGGUUAGAUUGGUUACCGUGA